GAGAAGAGAAGAGAGGAGAUGAGAGGAAAGGAGAGAAUGGAGAGCGUUGCUCUAUGGAGCAUUGCUCUAUGUCAAGUGCUUUCUCUUUCUGCUCUUCUGUUGUGGAAUGUCGUCGCUUCGUACUUUGACAUCACCCACAAUCUUAGAUCCCUCACUCAACAAUGGAUUACUCACCGUGUCAUAGCAGAUACCCCUCUCAUCCUUCAGAUCCAGAGCUUCCAGCAUCGUUUCUUGGACGCCUUAUUCUCUGGUCUUUCGGGUGUUGUCUCUGUGCCCUUCUAUACUGCCUUUCUUCCUUUACUCUUCUGGAGUGGGCACUGUAAAUUGGCCAGGCAGAUGACGUUGUUGAUGGCUUUCUGUGAUUAUCUAGGAAACUCCGUUAAGGAUGUAGUCUCAGCUCCUAGACCCAGUUCUCCACCCGUUAGGAGAUUAACCGCUACAAAAGAUGAGGAAGAAAACGCAUUGGAAUAUGGAUUUCCCUCCUCUCACGCUCUUAACACAGUUUGCCUGGCUGGAUACUUGUUGCACUAUGUUCUGUAUUCCGCCGAAAAUAGAGGCGCUACUCACGCAUUGAUUGGAGUUACCGUGGCUUGUUUGCUUGUAGGACUCGUCAGCUUAGGAAGGAUUUACCUUGGCAUGCACAGCGUGGUCGAUGUCCUAGGUGGGCUUGUAUUUGGACUGGUUAUUCUUGCCUUUUGGCUCACUGUUCAUGAAUACAUGGACAGAUUUAUAGUCUCUGGACACAAUGUCUCCCCCUUCUGGACUGCCUUUAGUUUCUUAUUGCUUUUUGCAUAUCCAACCCCAGAGCGUCCCACCCCAAGUUUUGAGUAUCACACAGCUUUCAAUGGUGUCAUAUUGGGAAUGGUUAUUGGAUUCCAGCAAGCUCACCAUCAUUUUCACCGUAAAGCCAUUCGACACAUCUGUAGCCCACAACUUUCGCUCCCAGUUUUUGUAGGAAGGAUACUUUUUGGCAUUCCUGCGAUAAUUCUUGUGAAGUUCUGCAGCAAGGCACUAGCUAAAUGGAUACUUCCUGUGCUGGCAAACACUUUAGGCAUCCCAAUAAGAUCAUCCAGCUACAUCCCUCAACUAAAUAUUUCUUUAAGUGGUGAGAAUGCUGAAAGCCAGAAGAUGUUCUUUUCCCCUCAAGAUUCAUUUGAUGUUGACACAGGCAUAAGGUUCCUUCAGUAUGCGAUUCUUGCAUGGUCGAUAGUUGACCUCGUUCCACCUCUAUUUUCUCUCCUACGGUUGUAAUGGACAAAUGCUUAAGUAAUGACUUAACUGCACCUUUGCUUCCUGAGGGUUGCAAUAGGGAUGUACAUUCUUAUUGAUUUUGUUUGAUCAUACAAAAUUCUUGUCAGUCCAAAGAGAUCAUUGUACUCUUUUAUGUAUAUACUCAAGCCAUCAUUCAACCAACA
Messenger RNA from Telopea speciosissima, 1415 nucleotides. RefSeq names its product lipid phosphate phosphatase delta-like. The record is from RefSeq and is a predicted model, not a curated record. NCBI's taxonomy places the organism in Eukaryota, Viridiplantae, Streptophyta, Magnoliopsida, Proteales, Proteaceae. The transcript has 8 exons. Gene Ontology annotation, molecular function: sphingosine-1-phosphate phosphatase activity. Bases 19 to 1251 code for a protein of 410 amino acids. Gene Ontology annotation, cellular component: endoplasmic reticulum membrane.